UGGUGUGGGCUGCUUACUGACUACAGUGAGAUCAAGAGCAGGAGCCAACUGCUCCUUGUGAGAAAAUGCCUCCUUCAGACUCGUCCUGGGUGGUCUUCGUGCGGCUGUGGUUGACUCUACCGGUUGUGAAAACUGCACCCCAAUCUGUGAUUUCUCUUGAACCUCCGUGGACUUCUUUCUUUCAAGGAGAGACAGUGACUCUGACAUGCUAUGGAUCUGGCUUCAACUUACCCCAGAAAACAAAAUGGUAUAAGAAUAACAUGGCACCAAGGGAAAUUCAAAGGCCCACCUUAAAGGUCCAUGUGCCCGGAGUGUACAAAUGCCAAGCCGACAACUUACUUCCAAGCAUCCCUGUGCACUUAAACUUUCAUAAAGGUUCACUGGUGCUGCAAGCUCCACCUGCGGUGUUUGAAGGAGACUCCGUGGUUCUGAGGUGCCGCGCAAAGGGAACUAUAGCACAAAAAAGCCUGACAUUUUACAAGAAUGGUGUCGCUCUGAAAACAUCCCGUCAAGGUUCUGAGCUCUAUAUCCAUCAUGCCAAUCUGAGGGACGACGAUGAAUACCACUGCGCUGUGGACGUUUGGUACAGAGCUUGGUCUUCCAAUAAGGUCAAAAUUCAAGUCCAAGCGUUAUUCCCACGUCCUGUGCUGACAGCCAGACCCUCCCAACCCAUAGAUGGAAGCCCGGUGACCCUGACCUGUCAUACUCAGCUCUCUGCACAGAGGUCAGCCGACCAGAUCCAGUUCUGUUUCUUCAGAAACCUCCAGGUUCUGAAGUCAGGCUGCAGCAACUCCUCGGAGUUCCACAUCCCUGCCAUAUGGACUGAAGAUUCCAUGUGGUACCUGUGCUCAGCAGAAGCAAUGAAUGCCCAAGUAAGCAAACAAAGCCUGGCAUUCAAAAUUCCUGUGCAGAGGGCUUUUGCAGACUUCCAAAUACACACUGUCCCAGGCUCAAAGUUGGUGUUUGAAGGACAGAUGCUGUUAUUCAACUGCUCAGUAAAAGGGGUGCCAGGACCCAUCAGAUUUUCCUGGUACAAAAGGGACAAGAUGAAUAAAGAAACAAAGAUUCCUAAGUCCUCGGAAGCAGAAUUCAAGACCUCCAUGGUAAACAGCAGUGACUCGGGGGAUUAUUACUGCGAGGCCAACAACAGUCGCCGAAGUUUUGUCAGCCAGGCAGUCCCCAUCACCAUAAAAGUCCCAGUAUCUCAACCUGUCCUCACCCUAAGCACCGGCAAGCCCCGGGCCCUUGAGGGAGAGUUGAUGACACUUCACUGCAAAUCCCUGAGGGGUUCUCCACGUAUCCAGUAUGAGUUCUAUUAUGAGGAUGUCUUCCUGGAGAUCAACUCUAUGCUCUCUGGAGGAGGAGCAUCCUUCAAUUUCUCUAUGACCACAGCACGCUCUGGAAACUACUAUUGCACCGCUGACAAUGGCCUUGGGGCCCAGCGUAGUGAGGCUGUAUGGAUCUCUGUCAUUGUUCCAGUGUCCCACCCUGUCCUCACACUCGGGGUUCCUGGGGCCCAGGCUGCGGUGGGAGACGUGGUUGAACUUCACUGCGAGGCUCUGAGAGGCUCUCCUCCAAUCCUGUACCACUUUUAUCACCAAAAUGUCACCCUGGGGAGCAGCUUAGCCCCUUCUGGAGGAAGAGGGUCCUUCAACUUUUCUGUGACUGCAGAACAUUCUGGAAACUACUUCUGUGAGGCUGACAAUGGCCGGGGGCCCCAGAGCAGUGAUAUGCUGGCACUGAGUGUUAUGGAUAUGAUCAAGAACAGAAGUGUUCCCGUGGCCGCUGGAAUCACUGGGGGACUGCUCGUCGUGGCUGGUGUGGCUGCUGGAGUCCUGUUCUAUUGCUGGUUCUCUAGAAAAGCCGGGGGAAAGCCUGCCUUUGAUGACUCCAGGAACUCUUCAUAUUCGGAACCCCAGGAGCCCACCUAUUACAACGUACCAGUCUGUAUAGAAUUGCAACCAGUAUACAGCAAUGACCCUGAAGAAGAAGUGAUUUACACGCAAGUGCGCCGCCCAACAGAGAUGCGAACAAGCAGUGGCCUCUGAACUCAGGGUCUCCACAAAUACACUGAGUCUCCUGACACCUGUGGCUUCCCCUGCGGGCCUGCCAGCUCCACCGUUACCCCGAUGCUGUGUCCUCCAGGAGUGUCCUGUUAUCUACUCUCUGAAGCUGGAAGCACCCUGGCCCCCAGGCUGCAGAAGUCGCCCUCCCAGCACCUCACAGAUGAGUCCUCCUGCUUCAACUGGUGCACCCCAUCAUUCUCCUUGGAGAGAGGAUGCUCUGCAAUGAGACCUAGGUGCACCCAGAGCUCUUUGUAUCAAGUGGCCAGGACUUGGGGCCCUACUGGGCUCCCACCCAUCACUAGACUGAGUACUGUACUUGGCAAUUUUUUUAAUCUAAUGACAAGCUGCUCUUGACCUAGGGAAAGUCAUAUCUCCUGGCUUCCUCAGUGAGUUUCAGUUCUGAUGACUGUUGCAGCCCCUCAAUUAGGACUGCUCUUGGGGCGUGUGGUGUGAGCCUGGUGACCCUCUGUAUGCUCUACCAAAUGGGAAGCACCCACUCAUUGGAUAAUGGAGUCAUGUGAGCUCUUUACAGCAGAGCCGCAUUUCACAAUCUUUUAUCUGUCUAGAACUUAAGGUCUGUACCUAAUAUCAGUGGAACGCCUUUCUUGCUCAAGAGCUAACCACUCAAGUCAAGUGAUACCCUGCACACCAGGCCUUUCCUAGUCUGACAAAAGGAACCCCACAAAGUCGAGAUCAGGAGCACCAAGGACUAGAUUGUGAAUGAACAAUGAGGAAGAAAACAAUAUUGGAUUCUGUUAAGCAUUGGAUCCCCGGUUGCUGGAUUCCUCCGAUGCCAAUGCGAUAAUCCAAAUCAGACCAAAUUAAUAAAUCCAGAUUUAAUAAAUGCAAUGCAAAGCAGAGCACUCUUGAGUGGCCCUCAGGAAGGCAGGGGACAGAACACAAGGGCACAUGUGGCAGAUCUACAAGCUGGGUUUUAAAUAGCCAUAGUCGGUAGUCAUGGUCCCAGGCAUCUCCAGGGAAGGAGCCCCUGAUGGCGGACUUUCUGAGAGGAGGGGCCACUGUUCAGCAGGUUUUCUGAGGAGGCAGGAUCUGGGGAAAGAGAGGUGGGGCUUCUACAUGCCUCCCAAGAAACUCAGAAGCAUCCUUCUUUCUUUCCCCUGAGGGAGAAUGAGAGAAAAUCUGGGUGGAAAUCCUGUCUACCAAGGGUUAGAGCUCUGAUGGGGGAUGUCCUUCUGUAUGCUGUGAAUAUGUGUUUCUCCUAUUGAUUGAUGAAUAAAGUUGUUUCAACCAAUAGACAGGCAGGAUUUAGGCAGUUGGGAAAUUCAAACAGGGUUAGAGAAAGGUAGUAAGUGGAGUCAGGGAGACACCAUGUAGCUGCUGAGGAAGCAAGAGGCCUGGGCAUCACCAGUAGACCAAGACCACAUGGAGAUACACAGAUUAAUAGAAAUGGGUUAAUAAUUAAGAGAGAGCUAGCCAAAAAGAAGCCCAAGCCAUUAGCCAAAUUGUUUAUAAUUUAUGUAAGCCUCUGUGUGUUUACUUGGGACUGAACCGGUGAAACCAGGAAGGACAGAAACUUCCAUCCACAGGGCUCCAGAUCCCCAAGGACCUUCUGGACAUGCAGGUCUGAGGCUGGGUAGAGCCUGAGAAUCUGCAUCUCUAAUUAGCUUCCAGAUGGUACCAAUUGUUUAGUUCAGGGACCAUACUGAGAACUGAGGCCCCAUAGGUAUUGGCAGAGACUACCCUCUGCCAAACUUCACAGUACAUGUUCACAGAGAUCACACUCAGACUCAAUGCCCCUGAGCCAUCCUUGGGCCAAAAGCACUGGCGUGGUUUGAAUAAAAAUGGCCCCCAUAAGCUCAGAUAUUUGAGUGCUUGGUCAUCAGGGAGUGGGUUUGGGGGUUUCAAAAGCUCAAGUCAUGCCAGUGACUUUCUGCUGCUGAUGUAGAACUCUUGCUGCUUCUCCGGUACCAUGCAAGCCCGUGGGCCAUCAUGCUCCCUGCUGGGAUGAUAACGGACUAAACUUCUAAAUUAUAAGCAAGCCCCAAUUAAAUGCUUUCUUUCAUAAGAGUUUCUGUGGUCAUGGUGUCUCUUCACAGCAAUGGAACACUAACCAAGACAAGCAUCCUUGGAGAACUCUGAGACAUCUUGGGUUUUACCAACUACCCUGGCAGGCCAAGGAGACUGAUACCAUCUUUGUUUCUCCCCAGGCCUCAUACUCUGUGAACAACUUGUGAAUGAAUAUACCCUUUACAUUCCUGGGGUGUUAUUCCCCUUUAAUCACUCCCAUCAUACCUUCUCUUGACCUCUGACUCUGUUGAUCAUUGUUUUAGUCAUUUUUCUUUAAAGAAGCAGAUUCCAAAAAAUGUGAGUUUGUGGAGGAAGAGUAGACAGGGAGACAGGAAGAAAGAUGUGAGUUCCUUGCUCUGAUUCUGGGAAAGGAAAGGGUCACAGUGGUCUAGGAGCUUAAAGAGAUUUUGAGGACAUGUGGCAGAUAAAACACACAUUAUUCACUUCAAACAAAGGCUUCUAGACAGGCAUCUACCCACAGGCACCCAGGCACAAGCAGACACACAAGCCGGUGGUACACCUGACUCAUGGCGGUAAGCACAUAGGCUUACCAACAAACACAUAAGCUUGCUGCCAAAGGUGGGAGCUGAUGUCUCUGGUAUCUGACCACAAGGUCAUUUUUAUAUGGAAUCCAUAUGAAAGUGGUACUCUGACCUGAAUAGUUAUCUAUCAGAUUACAUCACUGUUAACUUUUGGGUUCCCAGAAUGUUCAGUGUCAGUCAUGUUUUGUCUGCCUCAUACUGUAUAUCCAUUUCACUACCAUGUUGUCUAAACAGAAACUGAUAGCCUCUCUUACCUACAGAAGAUAGAGAAGAGAAAGAGAAAGGAAUCUAUGAAGAGAGACAAGUCACAUGAUGUACAGUUAGCAAAUUGAAGACCCCAGAAGAGCCACUUUUUUUUUCAGUAUGGAUUUGAAGGCAGAAGGCCUGUGUCCAACUCAAGCAGUCAACCCAGAGGAGCUCCUCCUUGCCUGAAGGAGGGGAGCCUUUUCUACUUAAGCCUUCAGCUAACUGGGUGUCUGGCAAUAAAUUUUGAAAAUAUCUCUUACAAUCUACAAGACUGGGACUUUUGCUGGACAUCACAACUCUGUACUCAAACUGUUUGUUUAACCUGCUGUAAGAGAACAAUAGAAUAAUCCACCUUAUUUGCCAUGGAUUCCACAUGUGAUACUGUAAUGUGCUUUUACAACAUAACCUAAUGCAUAGAUACAAUCUUAUGUACUCUUGCAUGUCCCUGACCCAGAGUAAUGUGUGUAUAUCAUUUGCUGAAAGCAGCAAAUACAGAAAUUCAAGGCAACUUCCAUAAAGGUUAAGUGAAAUCA
Molecule: messenger RNA, 5415 nt
Organism: Mesocricetus auratus (golden hamster)
Lineage: Eukaryota; Metazoa; Chordata; Mammalia; Rodentia; Cricetidae
Product: Fc receptor-like protein 5
Exons: 12
Coding region: 66-2048 (660 amino acids)
Biological process (GO): cell surface receptor signaling pathway
Molecular function (GO): transmembrane signaling receptor activity
Source: RefSeq, a predicted model, not a curated record